Amaranthus tricolor (Joseph's coat) is the source of this 2315-nucleotide messenger RNA. RefSeq names its product M phase phosphoprotein 10. NCBI's taxonomy places the organism in Eukaryota, Viridiplantae, Streptophyta, Magnoliopsida, Caryophyllales, Amaranthaceae. Gene Ontology annotation, cellular component: small-subunit processome; Mpp10 complex; nucleus. Gene Ontology annotation, biological process: rRNA processing. The record is from RefSeq and is a predicted model, not a curated record. The transcript has 13 exons. Bases 189 to 1976 code for a protein of 595 amino acids.
UUCUUUUAUAGAGUUGCGAACCCGCAGCUUUUAUUUUGAAUAGUGAACAGGAACAUAAAUCUCAAACCUCAGCACCAAACAUAAACCCUAAACCUCCAAUUCCUCGUACUCAAAAAAAAAAAACACACACAACAAGAACACAAAAUUUAAUUGAAAAGAAAUUCGAAUAGAACUCAAUACUAUCAACAAUGGCUGCACCAGAAGAAGAAAAAGCAGGUCUUGAAGCCAUAUACAAGCUUAAAUCAACAGACCCACCGUUAUUUCUUGCACCAAAUUCCGACCUUUCUUAUUCCACCCGCAUAGCUUCUCAAUAUCUUUUUACUUCCCUUAAACCAUACACUCCAAAAUCCCCUUUUGAUAAGCUUCUUACUGAUGGUUUUGAUGCUGAGCAGAUUUGGCAACAAAUUGACCUUCAAUCUCAGCCUUUGCUUACUUCUCUGCAAAGAGAAAUCAGGCGUUUUGAGAAAAAUUCAGAUCAAAUUUUGAAACUUUUUAGGGUUUCUGAUGCUAAUGGGGUGUUGGAUAGAGAAAUUGAGAAAAAUGGGGAGGUGAGUUUGGGAGAAGACAGUGAGAAAUUUGAUAAGUUUAGUGAUGAUUUUGAAGAUGAGGAAAAAGAAAAUGGGGAGUUAGAGGGUUUGGAAGAUGAUGAGGAUUCUGAUGAGGAUGAGGAUGAGGAUGAGGAUGAGGAUGAAGAUGAGGACGAAGACGAGGCUGAAGAGGAUGAUGAUGGGGUGCCUGAGGUUGAAGAUGAUUUUUUGAAGAUUAAGGAAUUGGAGAAGUAUUUAGUCAAAGAGGAGGAAAGGGAAUAUGGGUCUGAGAAGAAAAAGGAUAAAAAGGGUAAGAAGAAGAAGCAAAGGGAUAAUAUUGAAGAAGAUGACGACGAUGAUGCUGAGGAUGAAAAUGAGGAGGGGGAUGAAGAUGGUGAUGAGCUUCUUAUGUUCGGGGAAGAUGCUGGCGAUGAAGAUGAUUUUGAAGAAAACAUCAGAUAUGAAGAUUUCUUUGUCCCUGAGAAGAAAGUAUCGAAAAGAAAACAGAAACGUGCAGACAGGUCUGAUGACUGGGAGAUGGAGGUUGAAAAUGUUCGUUAUGCUAAGGAUUCGAAGAUGAAGGCUGAAAAUGUUGAUAGUGCUGAUGAUUCUGAGAUGGAGGAUAAAGAUGAUGCUGAUUCAGAGAUGGAUGAUGACAAUGACAAACAGAACAAGGGAAACUUGUCUACUUAUGAGAGGGAGCGUGAAAAGUUGCAAGAAAAAAUAAAACAAAUGGAAGCUGAAAACUUGGCUCCAAAAGAUUGGACAAUGCUGGGAGAGAUAUCUGCGUCCAAGAGGCCGAUGGAUAGUGCAUUGGAAGUCGACCUUGAUUUUGAGCACAAUGUUAGACCUCCUCCUGUCAUAACAGAAGAGGUGACUGCAUCUCUAGAAGAAAUUAUAAAGAAAAGAAUAGUUGAGGGACGUUUUGAUGAUGUUCAAAGGGCUCCUAAACUUCUGUCUGCACCUCCCAGAGAAACUAAAGAGCUGGAUGAUAAUAAGAGCAAGAAAGGCCUUGCUGAAAUUUACGAGGAAGACUAUGCUCAGCAAACUGGCCUUAUUUCGGCUCCCUUGUCUGUAAAUGAUGGAUUGAAAAAGGAGGCUAGUGAUCUGUUUGAAAGAUUGUGCCUGAAGCUGGAUGCACUUUCCCACUUUCAUUUUGCUCCCAAGCCGGUUAUUGAAGACAUGUCUAUUCAGAACAAUGUUCCUGCUUUAGCCAUGGAAGAGAUUGCCCCAAUAGCUGUUUCAGAUGCAGCUAUGCUUGCACCUGAAGAAGUGUUUUCUGGAAAAGGAAAUAUCAAAGAGGAAAAUGAGUUAACAAAGGAUGACAGGAAGAAACGAAGAGCCAAGAAGAAGAGAAAAUUCAAAGCUAUAAACGCGAAAAGGACAGCAAGAAAAGCAGUUGAUAAACCAUCUCAAACUAAUGCGGAAGGCAAGGAACAAUGGCAAUAGGAAUAGCAAUCUGCUUAGACUUCAAAAUGAUUCAUUAAGAUAUAGCCAUGUUUAACUGUCGAUUGUACACGGUUCACAAAAUCAAUCUUCCAUAGACAUGCCGACCCUAAUUCUUUAUUAUCGAGGCAGCAUUCGCGACUAGUUGAAGCCACAUAAAGCAGUGCUCUGGUUUCUCACCUGUGCAAGGGUAUGAACAAAUAAUUAUUUGUUUAAGAGCGUCAUGCGCAAUUUUGGAGGGUUUUUUUUUUAUAGCAUUUUCUGGAAAUGUAUUGAUAGUUCAUAUUUUGAUAUUUCUCAUGUAUAAGAUGGGAGCUCUAUAUAGACAAUGGUUCUCGUUAA